Molecule: messenger RNA, 1275 nt
Organism: Hyaena hyaena (striped hyena)
Lineage: Eukaryota; Metazoa; Chordata; Mammalia; Carnivora; Hyaenidae
Gene: PPP1R42
Product: protein phosphatase 1 regulatory subunit 42
Exons: 9
Coding region: 153-1130 (325 amino acids)
Molecular function (GO): protein binding
Source: RefSeq, a predicted model, not a curated record
CUGCAGGGAAGAGGCGUGGGAACCGAGGGACCCACAGAGCCGCGUUUCUCAAACUUGUCUGCCAAAAGUUGAGAAUAAAACAAUACCUAAACCUGCUUCCUGACAUGGUAACAGAACAGAGCUACUGCUGAGGUUUGACUUAUAGAGAAAUCAUGGUUCGACUAACCUUGGAUCUAAUUGCCAAAUAUAACAAUCUUAAACCCCGAAAAGAAGAAACCACUUCACGAUACCUGAGGAAAAUAACUCAUAUAAAUUUUUCAAACAAAAAUAUAGAUGCAAUUGAAGACCUCUCUCCUUGCAAAAAUCUGAGUGUUUUAUAUUUGUAUGAUAACCGCAUUAGUGAAAUCACUAACCUGAAUUAUGCUACAAAUCUGACCCAUCUGUACCUACAAAACAAUUCUAUUUCAUGUAUAGAGAACCUCAGGUCACUAAAGAAACUGGAAAAACUGUAUCUGGGAGGCAAUUACAUUGCUGUCAUAGAAGGUUUAGAAGGAUUAGAAGGACUAAGAGAGCUUCAUGUUGAGAGUCAGAAGCUUCCCCUUGGAGAAAAGCUUCUGUUUGAUCCAAGAACUCUUCAUUCUCUGGCAAAAUCCCUCUCCAUAUUGAAUAUCAGCAAUAAUAAUAUUGAUGACAUAAGGGACUUAGAAAUACUGGAGAAUCUUAAUCAGCUCAUAGCAGUUGACAACCAACUUCUGCAUGUGAAGGAUUUGGAAUUUUUACUGAACAAGCUGAUGAAGCUGUGGAAAAUGGAUCUAAAUGGAAAUCCUGUUUGUCUCAAACCCAAAUACAGAGACAGACUGAUAUUGGUGUCCAAAUCACUGGAAUUUCUUGAUGGAAAAGAAAUUAAAAAUAUGGAAAGACAAUUCCUUAUAAAUUGGAAAGCAUCAAAAGAUGCCAAGAAAAUCAGCAAGAAAAAGAACAGUAAAAACGAGGAUGCAAGUAACUCAUACAUAAGUAACUUUGAAACAAUGCAUCACAUAGUUCCUGUUUAUUACCCACAGGUGGGUAAGCCAAAAUUAAUUUUUUUCUCUGAUAUACCGAGAUAUUUUGUAAAUGGAAAUGCAUCCUCAGAAAGCUCCCAAGAAGAUAACCCUAAAAUUACUGAAGAUAUGAGGAACACUCAUCUCUAACUACCAUGAACUGCAAAGAUGGGCUGCUUUAAAAGAAGCUGGCAGAAUAGAGAGGCUCCUGUGAGAAGAAAAUAAUGUCUUGCUUCUGUCACUGGCAAUGAAGUCAAUUAUGUUCAAUCCCAAAUCUUCAGUUUUAUAAUGUGAA